This is a messenger RNA of Linum trigynum, 3321 nucleotides long. The record is from the annotation of a GenBank genome assembly. NCBI's taxonomy places the organism in Eukaryota, Viridiplantae, Streptophyta, Magnoliopsida, Malpighiales, Linaceae.
CCUAGAAGGACUGAACAUAUUGGCUUUGUGUUAUUUUUUUGAAGUGAUGGCUAUCGAUUAAUAAAGUUGGCAAUUUGCCCCGCAUCACGUGAAAUUAUGACCACAGUCUAAUAUUAAAAUUGAACCCUUCGACAUAAAUUCUCCGUUCCCUGUUAUCUUAACCCUAGCUAAUAAAUUUAUUCCAUCACCACAUUCUCCUCUCUCUCUCUCUCUCUCUCUCUCUCUCUACUUAAUUAACACAAACGGUCCGCCCACUACAUUCCAUCCACCCACCAAUCCAACCAACCGCUACUGUCCUCUUUUGUCCUUUUACUCCCAUUUCCCACCAUUAUUCCCCACUCCAAACCCUAGCUAACAACAACACAAAAACACAACCAAAAUGUGGGUGAACUAAUUGGAGGAGGAGGUAGGAAAGACAAUGGAAUACAGUCAAAUGAGACAGAGUAUAUCGGUAUCUAUAUAUAUACUUGAUGUCGAGUAUGGAUUUUGAUGAGAUCAUUUGAUUCUUUGUAUGAGUUACGAUAGGUAAUUUAUAAGAUAUCAAUCAAACUAUGUACAUUUUAACUAAAUUGUUUCACAUAAAAUUAAAUGAAAACAAAACAAAACAGAUCGAAAGUGAACUAGAUAACUUAAAUAACGGAAAUCAUAUGUCUUGCUCUUAUCUCACAACGAAUCAUACCCGAAUCAAAUCUUAAUCGUCAUCCCAAGACACCGAAGACUCUCACUUAUCCCAGUUGCAAAUAGGUUCACUUUGAAUAAACGACACCAGAUAAAAUAGACCAGAAAAGGAAAUGAAACCCGAAACAAAUCACGUCGAACGUGGUCUAAAUUAUGAGCAGACAUAUCGAUCUCACGUUCUGCUCUACUACGACGACCGGAACACGAAUAAGAUCGCACCCGUUACGUCUCGAUGAAGGAAAAAUCAUACAUGAAGAAGACCGCGGCUCGAGUAGUCAUCAUCGAUCAUCUCCCUCCUCAACUACUAACGAAUGGCCACAAGUUUUCUCCUUUUUUUCAUAAACAAAUUUCUCUAAAUUAAAAAACUUCAUUCCUAACUUUCACUUUCAUUCCCUACACUUCAAUUAUUACUCUCCAAAUCACCCACACACCAUUCCUACAAUUCUACAACUUACAUCCCCCGCCCCAUUUGGUCUCCCAUUUCCUUUUGUUCUCUUCCUCUUGGAAACCGAAUCUCUCUCUCUCUCCCUCUCUCUCUCCCUUCUUCUUCUUCCUCCGCGUUUCUCAUUUCCAUCCUCUCUUACCCUCUAUGCAGCAGGUUCAUGAGAACAACAAAUCGCCGCUAAUGGAAAACAAGCAAGACCACCACCACAACCAGGCUGCGGCGGCGACGGCGGCGGCGGCGGAGGCGUUGCGGUGCCCGCGGUGCGAUUCGGCGAACACCAAGUUCUGCUACUACAACAAUUACAGCCUGUCCCAACCCCGCCACUUCUGCAAAGCCUGCAAGCGCUACUGGACCCGAGGCGGCACCCUCCGCAACGUCCCCGUCGGCGGCGGCUGCCGGAAGAGCCACAAGCGCCUCCUCAAGCGCCCCUCCACCAACCCGAAUUCCUCCUCAACCUCCGCGGCGGCGGCGGGGGAAAACCCUAACCAGUUCCAAAUCAUCAACCAGAUGAAUAGUCCCCUGUUCUACGGGAAGCAGCAGCAGAGCAACCCUCCUCCUCCGCCGCCGCCGCCGCCGCCGCCGUCGUACGAUCAGCUGGCUUCCUUCGCACCGUCCAACGGCGGCUUCAGCUACCCGUCGGCGGCGAGUACAUUUUUCGGCAGCGGCGGAGGCGCGAUUCUUUCUCCGACGAUGGCGACCCUGCUGGCAUCCACGCUCAACAACAGGCUCUCUUCGUCGUCGUCGAACGGCGUCGUGAAGAGGCAGGAGGAGUCGAGCUCCGCCGACCACUUCCAGGCCGCGGCGGCGUUCGACGGCUUGCAAAUGAGCAGCGGGGUGAAAGACGAGCAGCAAGGUUGGAAUUUUAGCGGCUUCGCGAAUGGUAAUGGUAAUAAUAAUAAUAACAACAACAACGCCGGCGGGCAGCAGGCGGCGGCGGUGGAGCAAAUCGGGUCGGAUCCUCAGUCGGCUUACUACUGGAACGCGAUGUGGCACGAUCCGGGAAAUAUUGGGCCUUCCGUUACUUCCUUGAUCUAGCCCUAAACCCUUCAUUUUCGUCUCUCCCUCUCUUUUUUUUUUUUUCUUUUUUCUUUUUCCUAUUCGUUUUUUUAGGUCCUGUGUUUUUUUUUAACGGCGGCGACCAUGCGCGCGUCAAGAUUUCAUACCAGCACGGUUGAUGAAUAUCUGGCAAAUUCAUGAGCUCACCAAUUCAUGUUGGUGACUAACAAGAGCAUUUUCGGGGAACUUCGGUUAGGGUUUUUCGAAUGUUAAGGUUAUUGGGGAUUUGUGGGGUAAAAGGGACGAUGAGAAGGAGAUUGGAUCAGAGAGAUUGAUCAGCUGAAAAGAGAAGGAGUUGGUUUUAUAUAGAUUGGGCUGAGAAAGGGAAGCUCGGAUCCUCUUUCAAUCUCGUCGUCAAGCUGGCGCUAAGAAGAAGUGAAGUGAAGAGAAGAGAAUAUCCAGUACUAUAAGGUUAGGGGAAAAAAGACAAAUCAAUUUUUAUUUGUGCAACUGUGUUUACAAUCCCUAGCUAGCUAGAUGUGUGUAAAUAUGUAUGCAUGAACAAUUUCUGUUUUUGGGUUCUUUUAGUUUGGGGUUUUGGGUGGGUGGGUAUAUGUAAAUCCUCAAUGGAAGGGGAUUUGAGAGGGGGGUUUAAUUAAUUUUCUUUGUUUUCCACAUUUUUGGUGAUUUCUUGGUUUUUGAUUGGGGGAAAGAUCAAGAGAUUUUGGGAUGGGGGGUAUAAUUGUGGUGGUAUAGAGAGAUUAAAGAGGGAGAUCAUAUUUGACAAUGUCAUGUUGGGAGGGGGGAUUGGUUAAUUUAGUUGAAUGCUGGUUGGUCUAUUUCCCCAUCUUUGUGGUUAAUUUACAAGAACUCAUCACUUUGGUUAAUUUGUUGCUUAAUUUUGGUCUUAUUCCAAUUAAGGGAGGUGUUGGUGUUCCUUUUUUUGGGAUCAAUUCCAAGACCCACAUUUCCAUGCAUUAAUUAGUUGGUUUGUAACUCUUUUCUUUGACCCAAAAACUAUGCUUCAUGAGUUGGAACAUCCCAACAAUAUAAUCUUUCUUUGUUCAUGUAGUUAAUCAACAAUCUAGACACAUUGCUGCAAACAAGAAGUUUGAUCUAGUAGUAGUAACCAGGAUGAACUUUCCUCUACACCUCUCUGCUUAGGCACCUUGGUCAGCAUGUAAAAAAAAUCCAAAAUUACU